AUGUUGCUCAGAGGAAUACACCGCAUUGGUGUCGCAUGCAUUGCCGCCUUGGCUGCAGUGACGAACGCUUCACCUAUUGCGAAAUCGCUAGCUGAACGUGCAGCCGCAGCCGACAGAUUAGUGUUUUGCCACUUCAUGAUUGGAAUUGUUGGCGAACGCACAAGCUCCAAUGACUUUGACGCAGACAUGCAGCGAGCCAAAGCCGCAGGCAUUGAUGCAUUCGCUCUCAACAUCGGCGUCGACUCAUAUACCGAUACCCAGCUUGGAUUUGCGUACGACUCAGCUGCCAGGAAUGGCAUGAAAGUCUUCAUUUCUUUCGAUUUUAACUGGUGGCACAUCGACCAGGCUGCGCAGGUUGGACAAAAGAUUGCCCAGUAUGCUAGCAAGCCGGCGCAGCUGUUUGUCGAUAAUCGCCCCUUUGCUUCAUCGUUUGCUGGAGACGGCUUAGACGUGAAUGCUAUGAGGAGUGCUGCCGGACAGAAUGUGUAUUUUGUGCCAAACUUUCAUCCUGGGCAGGGCGAUGUGAGCGCAAUCGAUGGAGCGCUGAAUUGGAUGGCAUGGCCGAAUAAUGGAAACAACAAGGCCCCAACUCCUGGUGCGAACAUCACUGUUGAAGCUGGUGACAAUGCUUAUCAGAGCUGGCUUGGUGGCAAGCCGUAUUUAGCCCCUGUUUCGCCUUGGUUCUCAACUCACUACGGUCCGGAAGUAUCCUACAGCAAGAAUUGGGUAUUCCCAUCUGGACCAUUAAUCUUCCAGCGGUGGAACGAAGUCCUCCAAAACGGGUUCCCAAUGGUUGAAAUGGUAACCUGGAACGACUACGGCGAGUCGCAUUAUGUCGGACCACUCAACUCCCUUCAUUUCGAUGACGGAAACUCCAAGUGGACUAAUGAUAUGCCGCACGACGGUUGGCUCGACUUGUCUACGCCCUUCAUCGCAGCCUACAAAGCUGGUGCCACUUCGCCAAAGGCCUACAUCCAGGAUGACAAGAUUGUCUACUGGUACCGACGAAAUCUAAACAGUAUCAACUGCGAUGCUACUGAUACAACAGAGGUACCAGCCAACAAUGCAAGUGGGAACUACUUCGAGGGCAAGCCGAAUGGCUGGCAAGAUUUUGAUGAUGUUGUGUACAUUGCCACACUGCUUACAGCUGAUGCUACUCUGACCGUCAACUCUGGAGGAAAUUCGCAAACCUUCCAGGCUAGUGCUGGAGCUCAGUUAUUUACGAUCCCCGCCGGACUUGGCAAGCAGCAGUUUGCGGUAUCACGCGGCGGUCAGACAAUCCUGAGCGGUACGUCCCUCAUGGAUAUAACCGACGUCUGUCCCUGCGGCAUAUACAACUAUAACGCAUAUGUUGGAACCUUGCCCCCCGGUUUCUCAGACCCCCUCCAGCAUGAUGGUCUUGCUUCGCUGACAAUGGGCUUGCAUGUCACGACGUGUUUCCCUACUCCGUCGCUCGGCACGAAUCCGCCUUCAGUCAACUACAACUACCAAAUCAACAACAACCAGCAGUACUUCGGUGAACCAGCCAACGUCUACGACAAGCGCCGGUACACCUCCACCACAAACUUGCAACGGUGGCACAAACGCUGA
This is a messenger RNA of Pochonia chlamydosporia 170, 1590 nucleotides long. Its product is annotated as alpha-1,3-glucanase/mutanase. Lineage: Eukaryota; Fungi; Ascomycota; Sordariomycetes; Hypocreales; Clavicipitaceae. The record is from RefSeq and is a predicted model, not a curated record. Gene Ontology annotation, molecular function: glucan endo-1,3-alpha-glucosidase activity. The transcript is spliced from 8 exons. Gene Ontology annotation, biological process: mating projection tip cell wall disassembly. The coding region runs from base 1 to 1590 and encodes 529 amino acids.